Rana temporaria (common frog) is the source of this 1003-nucleotide messenger RNA. RefSeq names its product olfactory receptor 154-like. Gene Ontology annotation, biological process: G protein-coupled receptor signaling pathway. Gene Ontology annotation, cellular component: membrane. Gene Ontology annotation, molecular function: olfactory receptor activity; G protein-coupled receptor activity. The transcript has a single exon. The record is from RefSeq and is a predicted model, not a curated record. Bases 1 to 747 code for a protein of 248 amino acids. Lineage: Eukaryota; Metazoa; Chordata; Amphibia; Anura; Ranidae.
AUGUACCUCUUCAUCACCCAACUAUCAUUGUUUGAUAUAAUUCUCUCUACAGAUAUUCUUCCCAACCUUCUUUAUAUCAUCUUACAUGAUGGAUGCACCAUGUCUCUUGCUGGAUGUAUCAUCCAGUUUUCGUUCUUUGCCCAUGCUGAGGCCUCAGAGUGUUUUCUACUGACUGUGAUGUCCUAUGACCGGUAUUUGGCCAUCUGUAAGCCUCUGCAUUACAACUCUAUAAUGAACCAAUCAAAUUGCAUUAAAUCUGUGAUUACCAUUUGGUUACUAGGAUUUACAAUGGCAUUGGUUGAUUUCAUAUCUUUGUGCAGUUUAUACUACUGUGGACCAAACAUCAUUCAUCACUUCUUCUGUGACUAUGAACCCAUACUUGAGCUUUCCUGCUCCGAUACUUCAUGGAUCCGUAAUCAGGCCUAUGUCGUAGCAUUCAUCUGUGCUGUAGCACCUUUUAUAUUAAUUGUUAUAUCGUAUAUCUCUAUUGUUUUAACCAUCCUCAAAAUUAAAUCAAUUACAGGAAGAAAGAAAGCCUUCACCACCUGCAGCUCUCACUUGACCGUAGUGUGCAUUUUUUACGGGACGCUGAUCGCUGUGUAUUUGAUUCCAACAAAAGGACAACUAGAUAUUCUAAACAAGAUCCUCUCCCUCUUUUACACUGUAAUGACUCCAUUGCUGAAUCCAAUCAUAUACACAUUCAGGAAUAAGGACUUUAAAAAAGCUUUUGAAAAAAUAAAAUCAUAAUUUAUUUUAAAUUAAAAAUGCAAAUGUGAUAGAAAAGUUAAUAUUGAGCAGAUCUACAUCACUUUAGACAAGUUCUCGAAAUUCACUGCCACAUGGGAACCAUGGACGGCCUUCAAAAGCUCUUGACUAUUCAAGGAGCUUACACGUGGCACAACGUGACCUACCAGAGGACUAUUUAAUCAUUGACUCAGAAAGUCAUCCCUGUGUUACACUGUUGGUGACAUUUAUUACUGAUUUGACUUCUAGACAAUGGAGA